Molecule: messenger RNA, 609 nt
Organism: Drosophila ficusphila
Lineage: Eukaryota; Metazoa; Arthropoda; Insecta; Diptera; Drosophilidae
Gene: Apf
Product: bis(5'-nucleosyl)-tetraphosphatase [asymmetrical]
Exons: 2
Coding region: 43-462 (139 amino acids)
Biological process (GO): ATP biosynthetic process; AMP biosynthetic process
Molecular function (GO): bis(5'-nucleosyl)-tetraphosphatase (asymmetrical) activity
Source: RefSeq, a predicted model, not a curated record
CCAGCACUGUUAAACACCUGUUUCGGAGAAAUAAUAGCAGACAUGAAAAAAGCGGCGGGCUUUGUUAUUUUUCGCCGUCUUUGCGGAGAAAUACAAUACCUUUUGCUUAAGGCUUCCUACGGUUCCUUUCACUGGAGUUCCCCAAAAGGACAUGUGGAUCCCGGAGAGGAUGACUUUACCACAGCUCUGCGGGAAACGAAAGAGGAAGCCGGAUACGACGAAAAGGAUUUGAUAAUAUACAAGGACACACCUCUGACUCUUAACUACGAAGUGCAGGGAAAGCCCAAGAUUGUUAUCUACUGGCUAGCGGAGCUGCGGAACCCCUGUCAGGAACCCAUUCUUUCCGAAGAGCACACCGACCUUAAGUGGUUGCCCAAAGAUGCGGCCAAGGAGUGCGUGGGCUUCAAGGACAACCAAGAUAUGAUCGACCGGUUCCAUGACAUGAUUCAAAACAAACAGUAGGGAACUUAAAAUACCAAAAUAAAAGCGUUGCUUCGUUGCGCAACACUGAAAUGUACAUAAAUAAAUACCAAACCCUUUAGUAAUGUUCAAGAAUAAUUUGAUUCCGACUCCAAAUAAAUAAAUUUGUAUUCCAAAACAAAACAAUUA